GUUAAUUGGAUUGUAAGAUUACCUAUCAUAAGAUUUGAUACCAUUUUUAACUAUAUGUUAAGCAUCCAAGCCUUUAAACAAGAACGACAUGUCGGAACCACAACCUGAAGACAACCGCCCAGCAUGGGCACGCAUCUCAUUUCCAUCAGGUUGGAACAGCGAGCGGUUUUUAAAUCUCACCGUUCAAGAUUUUAGCCAAGUCUCAGAAGAUGAACGCAAACAGUUAAAAGAUAGUAUUCGAAGAUUUCCCUUCUCGCAAGAAUAUACCAAAUUGAGUGAUCUUAAUAAAGGCCUCUGGGAAGCCAAUGAGCGGCCUCCUACGCCCCCGUCAUAUGUGCCAUCUGGAUGGACUGUGAACCAAGCGCGAGCCCUUAGCUUGGACCUCGUCACGAAAUUAUCGGAAGAUGAACAACGAUUAUGGGCUGCAGGAAAGACGGCCGACAGCGCCCUGAGAGCACACAAACAAGGCCAACUACCUGCUAAACCUCCGUCGUAUAUACCUACAGGUUGGUCUACCGAGCAAGCAAUAUUCCCUACCUUUGAGAUAUUGUCGCAGCUCUCGCACCAGGACCUCACAAAAUACAUGGAAGCUCGAAACCAGGCGAAUAUGGCAUUAUCACCUAGUAUAACAUCCCCUCAAGAAAUACACACAGCUCCAUCACCACUAGUUCAAACACUCCAACGGGCGGGCUUUCCCUCAUGGGGUUUUAUUAUCGUACGGACUUACUACGCUUCUGAGAGCCGCUGGGAGGAAUUCCAGGAGAGACUCAGUGCAAUCUGCGAGAAACAACUUGAUGAGGAGACGGGUGAAGAUCUUGAGAAGAUUAAAGAAGCUCUCGAAUUCAAGACGAUCGAAGACCCGCGGCUUGAAGGUGUGAGUGCUGAAGAGGCUAGAAAGCAUUUUCACAUAGCUAAAUCGAUGGGGGGUGUCGCUGCGGGGUUCGAACUUGGUGUCCUGCUCAUGGUUGGCGCAGGGACUGUGGACUCGGUAUUAAAAGAUGAAACCAAAGGCCAUCAGUCCUCCUAUGUUACGGUAGUUGACGUUACUGAGUUCAGUCAAGAGGGAGGUUACCAAGGGCACUUUAAGGUUUCUUUGGACGCGUUGCUUUGCGAGUUUUACCCUAAAAUUUCUAUGGGACUCAGCCCAAGAGAUCUUUGUUCUAUGAUGGACGAGGAGGAUGGAAUCUGGAUAGGAGAUGAUGAGUGAAGACAUGUUUCUCUAGGGGGUAAAAUGCCAAGGCUCGUAGUCGGAGCCUUACCAAUAAUGCUCAUUGGCGGAAACGUUUUGAGAAUAACAUGAACUGAUA
Molecule: messenger RNA, 1307 nt
Organism: Daldinia loculata
Lineage: Eukaryota; Fungi; Ascomycota; Sordariomycetes; Xylariales; Hypoxylaceae
Exons: 5
Coding region: 89-1207 (372 amino acids)
Source: RefSeq, a predicted model, not a curated record